GUCGCUUGUCGUUUUCUUUGCGCAUUCUGGAAAAAGAAAAACGGAGUGUCGCCUCUACACUCCAGCCUAGUCAUCAGGUUCUCGCUACGUUAUCAAAAUGAUACGGAUCCUGAUUCUAGCGUCUUUAGGGGCCGUUAUAAACGCGUCUGUGUUAUCGUCCCAUGCGUUGGAAUACCCUCAUGGAUUGGACAAACUAUUCGGCGAGAAACGAGAAGCUGAGAAAGAAAAAAAGGAACGUUUGGUAUGCGAGAACGAAGAAUGCAAGAAAAUUGGGAAAAUGAUUUUGGAGAGUAUGGAUGAAUCUGUAGAUCCAUGCGAUGAUUUUUACGAGUACGCAUGCGGAAAGUGGGCGGAAAAGAAUCCUGCUCCUCCAAAAGAGGACUCGUGGAGUUUAUGGCAAAUACUGAUGAGACGAAUUUAUAAACAACUUCAAGAAAUCAUCGAGACCGAGCAAAAGCCUGACGAUCUGUUUGCCGUGAAACUCGCCAAAAUGUGGUACAAAAGCUGCAUGAACGAAGAGGCAGAAGAAAGGAGAGGUCUCGAACCGAUGCUGUCCACCCUAUGGAGACACGGAGGAUGGCCAUUGAUAAUGGAAGAUGGCGAGUGGGACGAUCUCGCGUACACCUGGCAAAAAGUUGACGACUCGUAUGCUCGUUUGACGGGAAACAAUGCGCUUCACGACUUACUAUAUAAUCAAGUUACGUUCGGAGGAAACGCCACCAUAAUGAUAACUGCUCCUCAUUUACCACCCAAUUUGUACACGAUUCUGUCAUCUGGUAGCGAUUAUCCUGUCUCGGACGUCAGCGACGAAAACAACGAAAGCGGAGAAGGCAGUCUGGAACGUGGAAGCAAAGAGAAAGGCUACGAGAAGGAUGAAAAUAACGAGGACGAUGAAGAUACAGAAGAGGACGAAGACAAGGAGGAACUGCGUAAGAGAAAAGUGGCUGAAAGGAAGACUCACAAGAGAUUAGGUCAUGGCAGAAGAAGGAACAAGGGCGAAGAUGUUGGUGGCAGACAAACGAGGAGAAGAACGCAUAGAAGUAUCGCGCAGAUUCAAGAACGUCACGAUAACCACAUGCAGAAGAGACAUGCCGAGCAUAACGUUCAUCACAACGCGAAGAAAACAAAAGGUUCAUCGAAGCACGGACACCUGGCUAGACAUAACAAGAGAAACAAGCCGAUGGAAAAGCAUGAUCACGAAAGGAAAAAUAAAUCGAAGACUACCGUAAUGAAAACGGAAGUUCAUGAUAGUAAACAUCAUGGAGAGAACAGGAUUAAUAAGCACAGACAUCACGUUGCCCAAAGACGUCUAGAUAAAGAAGAGAACGAUGACAACGAGACUGACAAUGAAAAUAAUGACGAAGACACCGAGGAAGGAGAGAAUCCAGGUGAAGAUGAGGCCGUUGAAGAAGGUGAUGAUAACGAAGAAGACGAGAAACAGAAGCUGGAAGAGAUGAGAGAGAAAUAUAGAGAUUAUAUAUUUAAUGUCUCGUUGUUACUUUCCAAAGCCAGGGGAAUAGAGAUUCCUCGAGAAAAGUUGAUGAAAGGUGUCGCAGACCUGGUCGAGUUCGCAAUUAAAUUGGGAGAAAUUGUCGUUAGACCCGCCUACAACACAAUGACGAUGGAUGAACUCCAAGAAAUUUACGAUUCCUUCAAAUCCACCACAGAUAGCAGCAAGGUAAACUGGAAAAAGAAGGCGCUGAAAUUGUUUACCGAGGCGGGAGCCGAAGUCGAUGACAUCGCAGAAAUUGUAACAACGCCUAAAUACUUCAAGAAACUUCCCGCGUUACUCGACGAAACCCCAACCGAAACAAUUGUUAACUAUGUGCAUUGGGACUUCAUCAGUAAAAUGGCAAAAUACUCGACGAAAGAAAUGAAACAACUGGCUCAAAAUUGGAAAGGUGGACCGGAACAGCCCAGAGAGAAAGUAUGCAUGGAGCAAGCUGAGCUAGGCGAAAUAGUGGGAUACGAAUACGCUAGAUUGCAUUUCUCGGAAAAAGUAGCGAAAACGGCUCGAGAUAUGAUCGACGACAUACAAAAGGAAGUCGAGUAUCAGAUCAAGAGUGCUACGUGGAUGGACGAGGACACGGAACAUUUUAUCUUGGAUAAAUUAGUGAACAUGAAAAAUCUAAUUGGUUAUCCUGAGUGGUACAAAAACACAACGCUUGUAAAACGCCGCUUCCAAGGGCUCGUGAUUGGUUCAUCGUACUACGAGAACACAUUGAACAACAUGCGAUUCAAGAAGUGGAAGAGUUUGCGAACUGUACCGGAUGAAGACUCCAUAAUGACGUUCGAUCCUGCCAUGUUGAAUGCUUUCUUCGUGCCAGAAAGAAAUUUCAUAGCGGUCACCGCGGCAGACUUCCAAAGUCCUUUCUUCGCUCUCAACAGGCCAUGGAAUGUUAAUUACGCUAUCAUUGGACUUAUCAUGGCUCACGAAGUAAAUCAUGGAUUCGAUAAAGACGGUCACCUGUACGACAUGAAAGGUUCUCCAAUGGAAUGGUUAUCCGCAAUGGCUGAAGCUUACAACAAGAGAGCUUUGUGUUUCAUUGAUCAAUUCAACGGAUACAGUCUCGUCCAAGGGGAAAAUGUUACUAUUGAGGGUUACGGUAACCGAUCGGCGGGUGAAAACAUUGCCGAUACAAUGGGCUUGCAAACUGUAUUUAGGGCUUAUCAGCGAAGAGAACGAGAGUGUGACAGACCAGAACCAGCGUUGCCAGGAUUAGAGAAAUUCAGCAACGAGCAAACUUUCUUCUUGUCGUUUGCCAAUGUAUGGUGCGAAAGUAUGAAUAGAGAAUCUGCCGUAAUGCAAGCCAAGUAUGACGUGCAUAGCCCAGGACGGUUGAGAGUGAUUGGAUCGGUGUCAAAUUCGGACGAAUUCGCCAAAGCUUUCAAUUGUCCAGCGGGUAGUCCGAUGAACCCAGAGACGAAAUGCAAUAUAUGGAUAUAAUUUAAACAUUUCUAUACUAUCAAUAUGUAUCUUUAAAAAAUAAAUAUACAAAAUAAAU
Messenger RNA from Hylaeus anthracinus, 3005 nucleotides. RefSeq names its product neprilysin-4-like. The record is from RefSeq and is a predicted model, not a curated record. Gene Ontology annotation, biological process: protein processing. Gene Ontology annotation, molecular function: metalloendopeptidase activity. The transcript has 18 exons. Lineage: Eukaryota; Metazoa; Arthropoda; Insecta; Hymenoptera; Colletidae. The coding region runs from base 98 to 2947 and encodes 949 amino acids. Gene Ontology annotation, cellular component: plasma membrane.